AUGCUUCGCAGCGAACUUUCAUUGCUGGUUUUGGUGGCAUUCGGCUUCGUCUUUUGGUAUGUGGAUGCGGCAGUUCAUCAGAUGCCUCUGAUGAAACAAACGAGCCAGCGUGUUAAGAUGAUGCGCGAAGGUAGAUGGGUAUACCGCUACACUGACUUCGAAUUUUUUGGCGUUAUCACGAUCGGUACCCCAGAGCAAAAAUUCCUCGUUGCCCUUGAUACGAGCUCAUCAAUUCUGUGGGUACCUGAUUCGACUUGUGGAACACCUUUAUGCGACUCAUCUAAAGAGUGGUCAUCGCAAUGCAUGCUUGAUCAAUCUAACGUUAUCAUAUGCAAUACUAUUGAACUUUGGCAGUCUAGCGAGGUUUGCAAAAUUAAGCAAAAUUUUAAUUCGUCCGCAUCAGAAACCUACGAAUCAGUCGGAGGCAACUGGACAAUACAAAAUGGAAUAAUUGAUGCGGCAGGGUUGUUCGGUAAGGACGUUGUUCGUUUCGGUAAAAAAGGAGGGUCUCAAUUAGUGGUAGCGAAUACGACAUUUGGUCAAGCGUCAGCAAUCAGUGAUUCAUUCGAAUAUUACGAGGCGGGUGGAAUUCUUGGUCUCGGAUUUCAGUCGACCGCCUUUGGAGAAGUUUUGCCACCGUUGAACAAUGCCUGGGAUCAACGUCUUCUCGAUAAACGAGUUUUCACUGUUUGGCUUCACCCGAUGAACAGUGGUAUAAAUUAUGGUCCGGCUGGAAUAUUUACUUACGGUGGAGUGGACAGCCACAACUGUGAGGGUAAUGUCGUAUAUCAACCACUCUCCUCGGACGCCCAUUGGCAAUUCACUAUGAAAUCGAUCUCGUUUGGUACUUACCGUAGUAACGCGACAAGCUACGAGGUGCUGUCCGAUACUGGCUCAUCGUACAUUGAAGGACCAUUCGUGAUGAUCAAUUCAAUAGCGAAAAAACUUGGCGCGACGUAUGAUCCAACUUAUGACUUGUUCUUUUCGAACUGCUCGGGAUUCACCAAAAACAUCAAAAUAGAAAUUGGUGAUCAUACGUAUGAAAUUGAACCGACCAACUAUAUUCUUCAGGGAACUGAAGGUAUCUGUAUGCUAAUGUUGCAUCCGAUAGAUGGCAUGGGAUUAGGGCCACAGGUGUUCCUCGGUACUCCGUUCAUCCGUCAAUAUUGCCACAUCUACGAUGUUGACAACAAGCAGAUUGGUUUUUCGAAAGCAAAAAUACCUGUCAGUGACUGA
Messenger RNA from Anisakis simplex (herring worm), 1236 nucleotides. The record is from the annotation of a GenBank genome assembly. NCBI's taxonomy places the organism in Eukaryota, Metazoa, Nematoda, Chromadorea, Rhabditida, Anisakidae.